AUGGGAAUGAACGAGAUCGAGGAGGACGUCGGCAAGGAACUGCGAGUUACCGGUCGGAUAACGACGCAGAGCGCGAACCUGGCAGCGGUGUUACGACGGUUCACGGGCCUCGAGGAGAACGUGAUCGAGCUGGUACGUAUGGAUCGUAAUCGAGAGAACGCGAAGGUGGAGACGCCCGUCGACGUAACGACGGAGAUCGAGAGGGUGGUUGCAGCUGCCGAGAGGAAGAGCGCGGAGGAUCGACGAGUCGCGGGAGAAAAGGACGGGGUCGAAGAGGCGGAACGAGUGGGCGACGGUGCCACGCGGAAUCCUCUGUCGAAAUUCUCGGCUUGCGGACACCGAGAGACCGGGGCGGUCGUGGCGCGAAAAUCGAUGGACGGUCGGAGUCGAGUGCGUACCAUGCCGGAGGUUCGUCUUCUCGGCGAGUCGCGGCAGACCAAAUAAAUUUUCUCUCUCGGACGAGACGAUCGUUUCGAUAGGGUUGCUCGAUGGCGAGAAG
Bombus terrestris (buff-tailed bumblebee) is the source of this 499-nucleotide messenger RNA. RefSeq lists its product as uncharacterized. Lineage: Eukaryota; Metazoa; Arthropoda; Insecta; Hymenoptera; Apidae. The coding region runs from base 1 to 444 and encodes 147 amino acids. The transcript is spliced from 3 exons. The record is from RefSeq and is a predicted model, not a curated record.